Messenger RNA from Schizophyllum commune H4-8, 1568 nucleotides. Its product is annotated as glycoside hydrolase family 71 protein. The record is from RefSeq and is a predicted model, not a curated record. The transcript is spliced from 10 exons. Bases 13 to 1410 code for a protein of 465 amino acids. Lineage: Eukaryota; Fungi; Basidiomycota; Agaricomycetes; Agaricales; Schizophyllaceae. Gene Ontology annotation, molecular function: glucan endo-1,3-alpha-glucosidase activity.
CUGCUCUCGACGAUGACCGAGCGGCCCAAGUAUGUCUUCGCCCACUUCAUGGUGGGCAAUACCUAUCCGUACACGACCAAUGUUUGGGAGCAAGACCUUAUCGACUGCAGGGAACGAGCGGGGCUCGAUGGCUUCGUGCUCAACGUCGGCCGCGAGGAAUGGCAGCGAGACCGAGUGCUGGACUGCUUCGCCACCGCGGCGGCCAUCCAGUCUCCUCUCAAACUCUUCCUGAGCUUUGACAUGAGCUCCAUCCCCUCUGCCACACCCGCCGACGUCGACCACCUCGCCGAGUACGUGGCCCGCCUCGCCCACCACCCCAACAUGUUCCGCUAUCCGGACGAAGAGCGGGUGGUCAUCUCGACCUUCGCCGGUCAAGACGCGACAUUCGGCUGCUCGCACCUCGACGAGGCGUGGGCUAUGGUGAAGCAGAGGUUGGAAACGCACUCGCCGGGUCCCAUAACCCUAAUACCCGCAUUCUUCAUCGAUCCCAGCCGGUAUCCGACGAUAGCGUCGAUGGAUGGGUACUUCCACUGGAACGGCGGAUGGCCUCUGCACCUAUCGCCCAACUCUCAUCGCAGGGAGAUAGAGAAGCCAGCUCUUGAUUCCGAUGUGCACCAUCUGCGCCAUCUGGAGGGCCGGCCGUAUAUGGCUGCGGUGUCUCCGUGGUUUUUUACGCACUAUGGGAAGGACUCGUGGAAUAAGAACUGGAUCUAUCGCGGCGAUGACUGGCUUUACGUCCGCAGAUGGGAAAAACUGCUCGCUAUGCGCGACCGGGUUGACAUCGUACAAGUGAUCUCUUGGAAUGACUACGGAGAAUGCCACUACAUCGCGCCAGUCCGCGGCGCGCAGCCCAAUUCGCAGGCGUGGGUCGACGGAUUCCCGCACGAGCCGUGGAUGGCGCUCACGGCCUACCUCGCGCGCGCCUUCCGUGAGGGGCGCCAUCCGCCCGUCGAGAAAGAUCAGAUAUUCAUGUGGGCGAGGCCGCAUCCGAAGGACGCGGAGGCGCGGAACGAUGCUGUACCAAGGCCGGGUAACUGGGAGUUGACGGACGACAAGUUCUGGGUCGUCGUGCUCGCUAUGUCUCCUGCGACGAUUAGGCUGAGUACAAUCGCGGAUGGAGAAGACGCAGUGCGAGCCGAAGAGCGCAAGUCAGCACGUUUCACAGCCCGCUUGAAAGUUGCCUUUGGAGGACGGGGCCACGGCGUCGAGGGAUCCUCGACCGACGAGGCUUUACAUCACGUUCAAGCUGGUCUGACGAAGCUCUCCCAUCCGCUGCGCCCUGGGCAUGGGAUGCGGGCCGUGAUGGAGCGCGACGAUGAAGUCGUGGCGAGAUGCGCACCGGCCGAGUUCCGCUUCGAGGCGGCGCCUGAGGUGUACAACUUCAAUGCCUAUGUAGCACAGUCGGACUAGUCCAGUGGACGAUGUACAUACGAGCUACGACGUCGGAGACGAGGAUGUACGAAUGCUGUGACCGCACGCCCUUGCUCGGUAUGGGUGCUUGAAGGUCCAUAUGGGUGCCGACGGUCAAACAAGACAAAAUACACGCGUCGUCUUCAAUGCUCCUUGCC